AGAGAGAGAGAGAGACGCAGGUGGGGAGGGAGGCCGAGCACAUUCCAUAGCAUCGCUGACUGCUCAUGCUGAUUACCUUGCUUCCUCGCUCCCUCCGUCAACAACUUACUGAGGAGCGUUUUCUUGCAGGAGAGCAUGUCAGCUCAGAGCCCCAGCAGGAAAUAACAGACUUCACCUUGGAAUAGUUCAUCUCACUCCAGCAUUACUGAGGAGGAUUCUGCAAAGGAAACAAAAAAUCAAGUCCUCAUUUCAGCUCUACUUUGUUCCAGAAUUGAACAGACACAGUUUCAUGCUCCAGAAUCCCAUCACAGUAAUAUAUAAGAGAAAAACUUUACCAUCGAACAUUUGCAGAGUGAAUUUUAAGGUCGAAAAUGCUUCCCUGUGUUCACAUACUGUGAAGACUUGGACUCAAACCACUCCAGCUUGUAUUCUGCAACUGCUUCAGGAUGUAAAUGCAGUCUGACCUUUCCCUGGUGGGCAGUUAAAUCAUGGACACACUAUACAAUUUACUUUGGACAGUCCUUCCCAAAAUGCUUUGGCUCCUCUCUUGAAUGCUCACUAGGCAUUUGUAGCUGACAAGGACAAGGAAGAAAGCCGUGAACUGGAAAGUUAUCUUACAAUGAAAAUUACGAGCACAUCUUGCAUCUGUCCAGUCCUAGUGUGUCUCUGUUUUGUUCAGAGGUGUUAUGGAACAGCUCACCACAGCUCCAUCAAGGGAACCAGAAACCAAACCAAACACAUUGAAGGGGAAACCGAAGUCCAUCAUCGUCCCAAAAGGGGAUGGGUUUGGAACCAGUUCUUUGUUUUAGAAGAACAUAUGGGACCAGAUCCACAGUACGUUGGAAAACUGCACUCCAAUUCUGACAAAGGGGAUGGGUCUGUCAAGUACAUCCUUACUGGAGAAGGUGCUGGGACUAUCUUUAUCAUCGAUGACACCACGGGUGACAUCCACUCAACCAAAAGCCUAGACCGAGAGCAGAAGACGCAUUACGUGCUCCAUGCCCAGGCGAUUGACAGACGGACCAACAAGCCUCUAGAACCUGAAUCCGAGUUCAUCAUAAAAGUGCAGGACAUCAAUGAUAAUGCUCCCAAGUUCACAGAUGGGCCCUACAUCGUGACUGUGCCUGAAAUGUCAGACAUGGGUACAUCUGUUCUACAGGUGACAGCUACCGACGCGGAUGACCCUACCUACGGAAAUAGUGCUCGGGUAGUUUACAGCAUUCUCCAGGGUCAACCCUACUUCUCCGUAGAUCCGAAAACAGGAGUUAUUCGAACUGCCUUACAUAACAUGGACAGAGAAGCCAGAGAACACUACUCAGUGGUCAUUCAAGCCAAAGACAUGGCCGGGCAAGUUGGAGGCCUCUCCGGGUCCACCACAGUGAACAUCACCCUGACUGACGUCAACGACAACCCCCCACGCUUUCCUCAGAAACACUAUCAGUUGUAUGUUCCUGAGUCAGCUCAAGUUGGUUCAGCUGUUGGGAAAAUCAAGGCAAAUGACGCAGACACGGGUUCAAACGCUGACAUGACAUACUCCAUCAUUAACGGUGAUGGCGUUGGAAUAUUCUCUAUCUCCACCGACAAAGAGACGAGAGAAGGAAUUCUUUCCUUGAAAAAGCCACUGAAUUUUGAGAAAAAGAAGUCAUAUACCCUCAACAUAGAAGGAGCAAAUACACAUCUUGAUUUUCGCUUUUCUCACUUGGGUCCUUUUAAAGAUGCCACCAUGCUGAAGAUCAUUGUUGGAGACGUAGAUGAGCCCCCACUCUUCUCCAUGCCUUCCUACACCAUGGAAGUCUACGAAAAUGCCAAGAUUGGAACUGUUGUUGGCACUGUUUUGGCACAAGAUCCCGACAUUGCUAACAGUGUUGUAAGAUACUUCAUUGACUACCGUGCUGAUGAUGACAGAUCUUUUAACAUCGAUGCUAAUACUGGAACCAUUAAGACUACAAAAAUUCUUGAUAGAGAAGAAACUCCGUGGUACAACAUCACCGUUGCAGCUUCAGAAAUUGACAAUCCUGGUUUGCUGAGUCAUGUCACAGUGGGUAUCAGAGUUCUGGAUGUCAAUGACAAUCCGCCCCAACUUGCCAGGGACUAUGAUAUUGUUGUCUGUGAAAAUUCUAAGCCUGGCCAGGUUAUCCAUACAAUCAGUGCCAUUGAUAAAGACGAUUUUGCCAAUGGACCAAGAUUUAGCUUCUUUCUCGACGAAAGCCUGUCUAUAAACCCCAACUUCACUCUAAAGGACAAUGAAGAUAACACAGCCAGCAUCGUGACCAGGCGGAGGAGAUUUAGUCGCAGUGUUCAGGAUGUGUAUUACCUGCCCGUCCUCGUCUCUGACGGUGGCAUCCCCUCUCUCAGCAGCAGCAGCACCCUCACCAUCAGGGUCUGCGCCUGCGAGCGGGACGGGCGCGUGCGGACCUGCCACGCCGAAGCCUUCCUGUCCUCCGCGGGCCUGAGCACCGGAGCCUUGAUCGCCAUCCUGCUGUGCGUUGUCAUCCUCCUAGCCAUCGUGGUCCUCUUCAUCACCUUGAGACGCGGCAAGAAGGAGCCCUUGAUCAUUUCCGAGGAGGAUGUGCGGGAGAACGUGGUCACCUAUGACGACGAAGGGGGCGGGGAGGAGGACACGGAGGCCUUUGACAUCACUGCCUUGAGGAACCCGUCUGCAGCCGAGGAGUUCAAGUACCGGAGAGACAUCAGACCCGAGGUGAAGCUCACCCCGAGACACCAGACACUGUCUACCCUGGAGAGUAUAGACGUGCAGGAGUUUAUUAAGCAGAGACUGGCAGAAGCCGACCUGGACCCCAGCGUGCCCCCUUAUGACUCUCUUCAGACUUACGCUUACGAGGGGCAGAGGUCCGAGGCGGGGUCCAUCAGCUCCCUGGACUCAGCCACCACCCAAUCGGACCAGGAUUACCACUACCUGGGUGACUGGGGACCCGAGUUUAAAAAGUUAGCUGAACUCUAUGGAGAAAUAGAAUCGGAACGAACAACUUAGGGGGUCCGUUCUGCCCACGCUUUCGUGGAUUUGCUUCCCGAGCAAAUGGAACGAGAAGAAACCUCAGCACUGACCAAGGACAAAGCGAGGCGGGGAGGAGAUGGAGCCUUGGGUACCUACCAGCGGUCCACGGUUCCGGUCGGUCGAAACAAGUGUCCUUUUCGUGAUCAAAACUGGGUUCUUGAGCUGGAAGAAAGGGAACGCAGAAGAAAUCGGCUCCUGUUCCUUGUGUAUAUUUUCAGUUGCUCAAUAAAGUCUGUGCUACUCUUGGAUUAAGAAUAUCUGAAUGAAGCCAAACAUGGAUAUCUGUUUCGAUUAUAUCUUUGGUGAUUUAAUUUAAUUUAAUUUUUUUCGGUUGUUUGUUUUCCUAAGAGCAAAAUGCAACAAAAUGGUUCAAAAUGGAUGUCCAAGGGGUGGUUCACUGCAAAAUGAGACUUGUGGGAGUAAUGAGGACCUCGUGUUCACGGUUUUGCACGGCCCCUUGAGACCCACACUCAGUUCUUUCCAUAGAUCUUAUUAGGCAUUGGGUUUAAAUUAAGGGAAGAUCACCCAUAGGCCAGGACCCGCUGCCAUCGGCUUGUAUGUACCAUUGUCUUUUCUUUGCCCUCCCCACUUAUUUUCUCCAUACAAAAUUGAUGGAGCACGGGGAUUUGCUGCUUGCACUAUGCUUUAUGCAACUCUGCACCUCGUGGGCACUGCUCAGAAGUGCACAAACCAUUGCCUCGUCUCACCCUCCUCACUUGACCGUUAUUUUGAUAAGAAGCCCUUUGAAAACGAGAGAGAAAGAAUGGUUCUAGGUGUACUGAGAUAAUAUGCUAUAGCAGGGAAAGACUGGGCUAGAAUAAAAGAUUACCAGUCUUAGCCUAUGUGAUAAGCUAGGGAAACACAAUUCUUUUUGUUUUUCCCAUUUAUUUCAUUGCAAUUAAAUCAGCAGUGUAGAUCAUUCCCACAACUAAAAUAAGGUCUCUUUUCUUUUUUUUUUUAUCAAAUUAUCUUGUGGUUAUUUUAUGCUUCAGUCUUAUUUACUUAUUUACAACCUGCACUGUAGCACUGUCAUCCCGUUGUUCAUCGAAUUGCUCAAGCGGGCAGAUGUAACAUCUCCGUUGUGAGACUUGUUGUUACUGUUUUUGGCAUAUUGAAUACGCCCAGGUAGCUUGCCAGAGUCUGCCAUGUGGGCAGGAUACUCUCCAUAGCUUGCCGGGCUCUCUGAGAGGGAUGGAGGAAUCAAACCCGGGUUGGCCACAUGGAAGACAAAGGCCCUACCCUCUGUGCUAUCACUCCAGUAGGUUUACAACCUAGAACUCCUAAAAUGACAAACUUCUGGAAGUGCUUAAGUGUAGACUGAAAAUAAUGAGCCUCAAUUCACCUCACCUUAAUGGGUUUAAGAUUAGCUGGCCUUUAUUCUUUCCAUAUCCUCAGGCUUUCCCAUUUCACUGACUGAUUAGCCUUUGCAUAGUUAAGGGACUACAGGAAUUGGUAAGAUUACCGAUUCCAAAAGUGAAUAAAAUGGGGGAAAAAAGGAGAUUAGCAUAUUUUAUCCUCUGACAUAUGUUCCAAAGUCUCCGAGCUUUAAAGGUAUCAAACUAGAAAGCAGAGAUGACAAGUAACUCCCAACUCAUCUCCUGGGAUGUAAAGGAUAAAUGUAGGAAAGAAAAGCAUCUAUAAAAUCCUUUAUCAACUGCAAUAUGUUCUGUAAUAUAAGAUCUCCAAACAUUAAUUUUCUAAUUCUAUUAGUCUAUAAAAUAUAAUCAUACAUUUGAAUAAUAUAUAUUAUUUUGGGAAAACUUUAUAAAAAUCUCCAUGGUGAAACAAAUAACUACUGAAUAUAUAAUAUGCAAGUUUAAUGAUUUUGCUAUCUUCCCAAUAAGCUAAUUUUCUUAUAAGUUCUAACUUUUAUUCUCCUCAAACUUGAUUUUUUUUAUUGUUGCAAUUGGUCUUGAAAUUAGAAUUUAUAGCAUGAUGAUUCUAUACUACAAAACUGGUCAGAAUUAUGUAUGUCAGAUAAAUUGGAGUUUUGCAACCUACAAAAUCAGAAUUCUUUCAAGGGGACGUUUUCCUUUGCUCUUUUAAGUUAUCACAAUCUAAUGUCUCUAAAAGUUCUAUGAUGUCUUAUGUCUGAUUCCACCUAUGUGCAACAUUUUGAAAUUUGCCUCUGUUUGCAAUGGCCCUGCGCUGUCAUAUGAGUAUUGGAGGUAUGAGAAGAAAGUUUUAUUUGUAUGAUUCUUAAUUUUGUGUUUUAAACCUAAGGAAUAAAAUUCAAUUUAAGUUUUUUA
Sorex araneus (European shrew) is the source of this 5265-nucleotide messenger RNA. RefSeq names its product cadherin 18 (gene CDH18). Gene Ontology annotation, cellular component: adherens junction; catenin complex; plasma membrane. The coding region runs from base 620 to 2992 and encodes 790 amino acids. Gene Ontology annotation, biological process: cell morphogenesis; multicellular organism development; cell-cell junction assembly. The transcript has 13 exons. Gene Ontology annotation, molecular function: cadherin binding; calcium ion binding. The record is from RefSeq and is a predicted model, not a curated record. NCBI's taxonomy places the organism in Eukaryota, Metazoa, Chordata, Mammalia, Eulipotyphla, Soricidae.